Molecule: messenger RNA, 2022 nt
Organism: Exophiala bonariae
Lineage: Eukaryota; Fungi; Ascomycota; Eurotiomycetes; Chaetothyriales; Herpotrichiellaceae
Exons: 2
Coding region: 1-2022 (673 amino acids)
Cellular component (GO): nuclear inner membrane
Molecular function (GO): chromatin binding
Source: RefSeq, a predicted model, not a curated record
AUGGCGGACGACGACGAUCUCUUCUACCUGCAACCGGGCUUUGAUUUUAAUAGUCUCACUGUCCCGAGAUUGCGCAACAUAUUGGUCGAGCACAGCAUUGUCUACCCGUCUGGUGCGAAGAAAGGCCAACUAAUAGAGAUAGUUGAGCAAGACUUACUUCCACAAGCCAAGAAACUCCUUCAGCGGCAAGCCAGAGUUCGUCGAACGAGCAAAGGUAUUACGGAUGUUCCCAGCAGUCAAGACAGCACCUUGGAUGACGAGGGUGAAGAUGAAAGACAACUUAUGCCUCCUCCACCAGCACCAAAGACUCCCCGCAGCAGGAAGAGCAAAUCCGACCUAACAUCCGGUUCAGUCGCAGCGGCGGCGGUACCCACACCUUCUACCUCCCGAAGAUCCAAGACACCCAGCCGCAGGAGCACCACCAGAACCCCUCGUGCGUCGGAUACAGAGCCGGAAGUGGAAAACACAGUACGCAGAUCUCGCAAGAGCGCUCCAGCACAAGCCGUCUUGCAGCCCUCAGUCAAACUUGAAGAGCCCGAUCGGCGACUGAAGCGACAAUCCCGGGAAAUGGAAACCAGCCCAUUUUCCGAUGACAACCCUUUUCAAUCAGGUUCCAGUCCACCAUCUGGGUCGAAGCGAUUGUCCUCAGUAUCCCGAAAUCGUAAGUCACUUGCGUCUGCCAGUGAAAAGAAAAGCCCGACAAAGCGGAGACAAACUACAUCCCCACCCAUCAAACAAGAAGAGUUCUCCCCACAGAGGACUGCGAUAGAAUUUCCAGUUUCCAGAUUGACUGCGAAUUCGCCUGAUGGAAUUCCGCUUACAGAAGAGUUCACCCCUGAUGCGGCUCGAGAGCUAGCAGAGCAAGAGAGGAAUGGACAGGUGGCUCCUGUCAGGACCUCCGCCCUCGUACGCCGGAAGAAGCAAACACCUCCUAGCACAGCGGCAAAGUUGGCACCAUGGACUGUCCUUACUAGUAUCCUUGCAGUGGUGGGUGGACUCUAUCGGCAGGAAAAAGUCAACAUAGGAUACUGCGGUGUUGGUCAACCCCAUUGGUCGCUAGCCGAAAAUCCGCGAAUUCCAGCUUGGGUCCACGAAAACUUUGAGCCACAGUGUGAACCAUGCCCUCAACACGCAAUCUGCAGUUCCAAUAUGGAAGUUGAAUGCGAGCAUGAUUACGUUCUCAAGCAACAUCCACUCAGUCUCAACGGUCUAGUCCCGGUACCGCCCACGUGCGAGCCUGACAGCGAAAAGGAGAGACGCAUCAAUAACGUUGCCGAGCGAGUGACCACCGUGCUUCGAGACCAUCGUGCUGCUUACGAAUGCGGCGAUAAGAUCAGUAGCUCAACAUUGACUGGCGUGACUGAUAGCACGGACACGAAAGAAGUCUCGACGCUGUCAACAUCUCAACCGUAUGUCUCUGAGGAAGAACUCAAGAGUGUGAUCUCGAAACAACGACGGAAGGCGAUGGGUGAUCAAGCCUUUGAUGACCUCUGGCAAGGAGCCAUUGGCCUCAUUAUGGGCAAAGAUGAAGUCGAGGUGACUCGUGAUGGUCUUCUGUAUGCACGAAGCAAAUUGGUCGCUCAUCAGCAGGCCACCGCUCAAAUACCAACCUUGGUGGCAACUACACUGGAUCGACUUGCCACGCAAGCGGCUUUGAAGGAAGAUGGACGCGCCUCUGAACCGUACAUUAGUGUUGGCCAGUUGAGAGACGAUGUGCUCAGGAACGUCUUCAGCGCCUCUGAGCGAGAACGGGUGUGGCAAAAUGUCAGGAAAGUGGUCGAGGGCAACUCUAACGUCAGAGCUUCAACCAGAGAAGGAGGCAAAACUGGCGAGUGGAGCCGUGUCUGGGAAUGGAUCGGUCCGGUCGACUUGGCACCGGGCCUGGAGGGAAGGCGCUCGGGCGGUCUUAUUCGAGAUUCCAGUGCAAAUGCCAGCGCCAGGGCAAGCCCUGAUAAUGCGGAGGGGAGAAGCGGCUUGGGUACAGAGUUCAGACGCUGGGAUGAAGGGCGAGCGAUUUAUUGA